AAUGAUUCUAGAAUCUGUCUUUCAUCUAUGCUUCUAGGAUCCUAUAUAACCUGGUGUGUAUAAGGAUUAUUCUCACUUCAACAAACGGCCCAAACAGUCGAACACCAGUUGCCUGGUUAUAUCGAAGUACUAAUGGAAAGACACACAGAAAUAGCAGAAUAUACUCCAGAGAAGACUGCAAUGGAUUCCAGUGAAUUUACAAAGACAGACAAAAUGUUUUCACAUAAGGACAUCCCGCAGAUUGUCCAGUUAUUCAGAGAGGCUGAUGCAGACGGAGGUGGAGGGCUUGAUAUGGAAGAGUUUUGUGGAGCGAUGAGGAAGUUAUAUGGUGACGUUGAUAAAGAAGAACUGAUUGCCCUCCACAUGCAAGUUGACGCAAACUGUGACACCACUGUGGACCUUGGUGAGCUAAUGGACUUCCUAUUGAAUAAAAAUAAGGCGUCAGAAAGCAUGGAUUAUAAAAAUCAAGCCUUUCCCAAACCUAUCACCAAGAUACCUGUGGAUCACUGUAAAGCAAUCAUUCGUCUGCUUUUCAUUCCCUACGAGGAUGGCAGGGAAACUGAUCAGGAUUAUGAGGAAUUAACAGGACAAACAAGAAGUUACCAGAGAGGUAAGUACCUCUCCAUCAGCUCGGAUGGUAUUCUCAAAGCCUGGACUGACAGCUUUGACAUGCAAUACACAACUGCAUUAUACAAAACCAAAAAGACACUUCCUUUUUCACACAUCAACAAAAUGUGUGUUCAUGACAUGGUGUACCUCAGAGAACUGAAACAGCUGGCUGUCUCCACUUCUGACAGGGAACUGUUAUUCUAUGACUGCAAUGACUUCCCUGAGAUGUUUAAAAUCAGUCACUCUUUAAUAGUAGAGGACAACAUAGUGAACGCCAUGAACUACUGGUCCAAAGACACUAAAGCAGUGUUUUCCUUUGGUGAUGUAAAAGGCUUUUUGUCUGUGUUUAUCUCCUACAACGUAAAGAAAAACGGUCUCUUCUGCCCAGAGCUGUACGACAAAAUCUCCCUGCGGUCGUAUAAAACAGUUUGUGUUUCAGCCCUGUUGAAGAAAACAUCUAAGGACUUUCUAUGUGUUAAAGUCCCUGUCUUUAAUGAUACGUGCAUGACGAUCCAAUAUUUUACAUCACUCAACUCAUUUGCCAUCUGCGGUAAUUCAUCCAAGACAAUGGUCCUUGCUGGCCUACCCAAGCCUUCCAGAACCAAAGUCUCUAAAAAAGUCUUCAGGAGCCGCGGAGACAAUGAGUUUUUCACAUGUGUUGAAUACUCCCCUUCAGCUGAGCGUCUGGUGACUGGUGGUACAGAUGGCUUGCUGCGGGUGUGGUUUCCCCACAAAACCAUGUCAUGCGAACAGGAAUUAACAGGACAUGUCAAACCCAUCACCUGCAUUUCAUUCAACCCCAUAGACAAAAUAUUUGUCAGUCUAUCGGAGGACAAGAAUGUACGCGUGUGGUCCGAGGACGGCUGGAUGUGUAGACAAAGCUUCCAGGCUCAAGACAUGGGGAGGGCCCCAAUCUCCAGUGUGUGUUAUAACAUACACAACAAUGAGUUAGUCCUGGCUAACUCGGAUAUAGGAAAAUAUCUUGGAAGAGGAACAGACGUUUUCAAAGAAACCUUAACAUCCCACGACAAGCCCCUUUGCGGUGCUCUCUAUCACAGCAUCUUCAAACAGGUUGUCUCUGUUUGCCGAAACGGUGUGGUGACAGUGUGGGAUAUCGUAACAGGAAAGGCCGUCAUGCAGUUCAAGGUGACUCCGGGUCAGAAUGAGGGGCUCACUGCCAUGUCCUUUGAUGAAGCGCAACGCAGACUAAUCACAGUUUCCCAGGAUGGGAAAUUGAGACUGUGGAACUUUAACAACGGCACAGAGCUCGGCGUUCUUCCUGUAACUGUGCCGAGGGAGGUGACGGGUAUUGCCUGCAUUAACAACAGAGUGUUUGUCUCUGGAAGAAACUCCAAGAGGAUUUUUGACCUGGAUUUAGAGGAACAGGACAACAGAUUUUUGGAGCAUGAUUAUUUAAAUGACAUUUCCUCAAUGGAUGUGCACGAAAAUACGCUGGUUACCGCCUCCAGCAAUGGAAAUAUUGUUAUCUGGGAUGCUGAGACUGCCGAGGCUCUCUGCUGGCUCAAUCCCAGUGAGGGCCCUCGAGUACACAUGGCAGGAAGAAAAGAUCAAGGCCGGACAGGGAGUCUACCUGUUGAGAAGAGCAUACAUAAAAAAUCUACAACUCUGACUGGGAAUAAGACUACCAGUCCUCUUAUCUUAUGUCUGAAGACAAGGGAGGUCAAUAUUGACACAGCCACACUGCUGAUUUCUGCAGAUGGCUACAUCAAUGCGUGGUCUGUUAAUGUCAAAGGAGGUCUGUUAGGAAAGUUCAGGGCAGUAAAUUAUGAAGGUGCCGUCAUUACCGCCAUGUCGACUGAUGUCAAUGAACAGAUUUUACUGACUGGGGACAGUACCGGAAAGAUUUAUCUGUGGGACAUUCAGGAAUUCGGGUUAAAAAAACAGGCAGACAAAGGGCCAUUUGAGGAUAUACAUGGGUGGCGUGUGUCACUGUGUCCACCUCCUCUGUUGGGCUCCUGGCGAACUCACUUCACAGGGGUGGUGAGUGUUAAAUGUGACCCUGCUUGUGAAAACAUAAUUACUGCGGGGUUGGACUGCAAUGUCCGGCUAUGGACAAAUACAGGCUGCUGUGUAGGCCUCUUUGGGAGAGACCAAUGGGGUGCUACGCAACUCAGCCCUGAGAAGAAUGCUGAACAGCAGGAGCCAGAAAAACCAAGCACUGCAAAGACAAGAAACUCUCAUAUACCAUUCCCUGAGUCUCCAAGGUCUUCAUCACCCACAUCUCCGCUCCCAAACUUUGACGACCUAUAUGAACAAAUUAGAGAGGUAACCAAAACACCUGAGGUUACGCCAACACUGACUUUUGAUCAACUACUAACUGAAUAUAAACAGCUGAUCAAGUACAAGCCAAGUUUUGACCAAAUAAAAGAUAUGUGGAUGUUGGGGAAUGAAAAUACUCCAUCACCAUGUCCUUCAAAAACCACGCCAGCCAGGGGGUCAGAUCACACCUCAGACCAUGUACACUUUCCUACCAUCCCUGAUAGGAUUCAACUCACAAAAUGUCAGACCCAGUUGAAAACGCAUCCAACUCAGACUCAGCUCUUCAGAGGUGGCACUUACCCAAAACAAAGCACUCCUCAGACAGGGUCUCCGAAUUUAAACCACACUAGGUCCAAAUAUGGACGUGUGCUCAAGACUCAGCAGAGAGACUCAUUAAAAGGAAGUGUCCUCACACCAUGUCCACCAAACUCCCUGCCAGGAGAACAGGGGUCUGAUCACACAUCAGAGCAGGUACACUUGCUACCCAUCCCUGACAGGGUUCAACUCACACAUAAUCAGACCCAGUUAAAGCCAAAUCCACCUCGGACCAAGCUCAUCAGUGGUGGCACUAACCUUAAACAAAGUUCUCCUCAAACAGCAUCUCCAAAUUUGAACCAGACUAGAUCCAAAUAUGGAAGAGUGCUGAAGAGUCAGAAGAGAGAAAGAUCAGAAAGCGAUGUCCUCACACCAUGUCCACCAAAUACCCUGCAAGGGAAGCAGGGCUCCGAUCACAGAUCAGAGCAGGUACACUUGCCACCCAUCCCUGAUAGGGUUCAACUCACACAUCGUUAGACACAGUUGAGGCCACAUCCACCUCAGACCACUUCCCUCAUCCCUUCAUCCUUUCAUCCCUUCAUCCCCUCAUAUCUGCUCCCAUCAUCCUUUCAUCCCUUCAUCCCCUCAUCCCUGCUCCCUUCAUCCCCCAUUUCUUCUCCCCUCAUCCCUUCAUACCCUCAUCCCUCCUCCAGUCUCCUCCACUGCAUGUCUACCAAACACCCUGCCUAGAGAGCUGGCGUCUGAUUACAGAUCAGAGCAGGUACACUUGCCACCCAUCCCUGAUAGGGUUCAACUCACACAUCGUUAGACACAGUUGAGGCCACAUCCACCUCAGACCACGCUCACAACAGGCUGCUCUAACGCUUCAAAGAACUCACCAAGAUUCAUCCAGGAAGACAUUAAAAGGUGAGGUCUUCUCACAAUUACAAAUGCCAUAUCCUAUCACAGACACAGGCAGCAUCUCUUCCAUGUAAGACCCAAAUGGCCGUGCUGUACAUUCUGCAGCUCUGCCGACAUGGAUUUGAACUUAUCCCCUCCUCCAGUCUCCUCCAGAGCAUGUCUACCAAACACCCUGCCUAGAGAGCUGGCGUCUGAUCACACAUCAGAGCAGGUACACUUGCCACCCAUCCCUGAUAGGGUUCAACUCACACAUCAUCAGACCCAAUUGGAGCCUCAUCCCUUCUUCCUCUCAUCUCUGCUCCCCUCAUCCCAUCAUCCUUUCAUCCCCUCAUCCCUGCUCCCCUCAUCCUCUCAUCCCUCCUCCAGUCUCCUCCACUGCAUGUCUACCAAACACCCUGCCUAGAGAGCAGGGGUCUGAUCACAGAUCAGAGCAGGUACACUUGCCACCCAUCCCUGAUAGGGUUCAACUCACACAUCGUUAGACACAGUUGAGGCCACAUCCACCUCAGACCACUUCCCUCAUACCUUCAUCCCUUCAUCCUUUCAUCCCUUCAUCCCCUCAUCCCUCCUCCACACCAGGUCCACCAAACACCCUGUCUGGAGUGCUGGGGUCUGAUCACACAUCAUCAGACCCAGUUGGAGCCACAUCCCCCUCAGACCACGCUCCCAACAGGCUGCUCUAACGCUUCAAAGAACUCACCAAGAUUCAUCCAGGAAGACAUUAAAAGGUGAGGUCUUCUCACAAUUACAAAUGCCAUAUCCUAUCACAGACACAGGCAGCAUCUCUUCCAUGUAAGACCCAAAUGGCCGUGCUGUACAUUCUGCAGCUCUGCCGACAUGGAUUUGAACUUAUCCCCCCAUCCCAUCAUCUUCUCUUCAUCCCCAGCUGGUCACGCAGCCGGCUCACAUUGACCAGAGACACCAGACGAGCAGCGCAGCAGCGGAUACACCAUAAAUUUUGUUUUAAUUUACAUGUGUAAGGCUGUUGUCAGGUAGCCUGUGAAAAUAAAUUUUAAAUUGUAGAUUCA
Messenger RNA from Micropterus salmoides (largemouth bass), 5093 nucleotides. RefSeq names its product WD repeat-containing protein on Y chromosome-like. Gene Ontology annotation, molecular function: protein binding; calcium ion binding. The record is from RefSeq and is a predicted model, not a curated record. The transcript has a single exon. Bases 133 to 3681 code for a protein of 1182 amino acids. NCBI's taxonomy places the organism in Eukaryota, Metazoa, Chordata, Actinopteri, Centrarchiformes, Centrarchidae.